Messenger RNA from Juglans regia (Persian walnut), 2147 nucleotides. RefSeq lists its product as uncharacterized. Lineage: Eukaryota; Viridiplantae; Streptophyta; Magnoliopsida; Fagales; Juglandaceae. The transcript has 6 exons. Bases 419 to 1981 code for a protein of 520 amino acids. The record is from RefSeq and is a predicted model, not a curated record.
GUUCGUAUUCAUCGUCUUCAGAAGAUCAUGGACAGGCUGAAGAUCAGUUAAAACUAAAGCAGUGGGGUCAAUUCGACAGCAUAAAGUUGGUAAUCAACGAGGACCAAUCUCAGAUUCUCACAGCCUAACGAUUUCAUUGUUGGAAAGUUGAAAAGACAAUAUAUAUAUUAAUAGCAUAUCAGAAAAUGUGAUUUUGUUGCCUUUUUCUUCGCAACAAAUAGUUUCUUUCGCUUUGCAAACAUGGUGGUCGGUUAGGUUCUUUUUUUUUUGGAUUCAACAAAACUGCAGGCUUCAGUUUCGCUCUUGCAAAGUUGCAAACUCAUCUCCCUCCCUCAUUCUCUGACUAGCUCAACUGAAUUGAAGUUUGAGACACUUUAGUGGGUUUCCCAGUUCUGUACUCGGAGCUUUUUGAGUGGAAAUGUCGGAAGUGGGAGGAUCGUAUACUAGGCGGGACGACCUGGCGAGUCUUGUGGAGGACUCGGGGAUACUAUAUGGCGGGGAACCAAUCGGAAUCUUGACGCCCUCGUUUGCAACGACGAGCUCCGAAUACGUAUCGGGUGACUCGCGGACCCGUGAAUCGGAGAGCCUCAAGGAUCAGGCCAAGGGAUUCAUGAUGGCUUGGGGCGAAAUACUCCUGGAGUUUGGUCGAGGCUGCAGGGACAUUGCUCAGCAGAGCCUUCUGACCGAGGAUUCGUAUCUCGUUCGAAAGUUUCGGAGGCCGUACUCUAAGGUUUCGGGUAGAUUGAAGUACCUGAAUGAGUUUUUACCUGAGGAUCGCGAUCCGGCUCAUGCGUGGUCCGUUCUGUUCUUCGUUUUCAUUCUUGCACUUGCAGCUAUGAACGUAAAUACCAAUCAUAACAGGGUUCCGCCAGUAAAGAAAGUGCGGAUACAUCCUCCCACUGCAAGCCGUAUACUACUUCCAGAUGGUAGACAUAUGGCUUAUCAUGAGCAAGGUGUUCCAGCUGAUAGAGCAAGAUUUUCCCUUAUGGCUCCACAUCCUUUUCUUUCCUCACGACUUGCAGGUAUACCGGGUGUUAAAAUGUCAUUGCUUGAAGAGUAUGGUAUUCGAUUGGUCACAUAUGAUCUUCCUGGUUUUGGGGAGAGUGAUCCUCAUCUCAGUCGGACUCUUAACUCAUCAGCAUUUGAUAUAUUGCACCUGGCUAAUGCGGUUGGUAUCUGUGACAAGUUCUGGAUGCUGGGCUACUCAAGUGGAGCGAUGCAUGCUUGGGCUGCUCUCAGAUACAUUCCUAACAGGAUUGCAGGCGCAGCCAUGUUGGCCCCAAUGAUUAAUCCAUAUGAGCGGGGCUUGAAUAAAGAAGAGAUUAAAAAAAUUUGGGAAACCUGGGUUCCAAGCAGAAAGUUAUUUUACUUCUUUGCUCGUAGAUUCCCAAAGUUACUCUCCUAUUUAUAUUGGCGAAGUUUCCUAUCUGGAAAGCAUGAUCGAAUUGAGAACAGGUUGAAUCUGUCGCUGGGAAAAAGGGAUCAAAUGCUGGUUGAAGAGCCAAUAUUUGAAGAGUUUUGGCAUAGGGAUGUGGAAGAGUCUAUCCGCCAGGGCAAUCCAAAACCAUUCAUCCAGGAAGCCAUGCUUCAGGUAUCAGAUUGGGGCUUUAGCCCAGCAGAUCUUCAGGUGCAGAGGAAGUGUCAGAGAAGAGGCUUGCUUUCUUGGCUAAGGUCAUUGUACAGCCAGGAAGAAUGUGAGUUGGCAGGAUUCCUAGGCCCAAUACACAUUUGGCAGGGAAUGGAUGAUCAGGUAGUCCCACCACCAGUGACUGAUUAUAUAGUCCGAGGUCUACCAGAGGCCAUUGUGCAUAAGCUCCCAAACGAAGGCCAUUUCUCUUAUUUCUUCUUCUGUGAUGAAUGCCAGAGACAGAUAUUUUCCACACUUUUUGGUGUCCCCCAAGGUCCACUUGACUUAAAAGUUGAAAUGGAUCGAACUCCAUUGGAAGGUGAGAGAACUGCUGCAGAUUCUUCCACAAAAUGAUUAUUGCUGAUGAUUAAUUAUGACCAAUAUGCUAGAUUUUACUUGAAAUUCGGAUAAAAUACAAGUUGCUCCUAUGCUCUCGGAGCAUGAAAGAUGAGGGUUGAAUUACUGUCCUUUUCAUAAUUUUUAAUGAUAAGAAAUUCCAAUGAGAGAAGUUGAAAAGCAA